Molecule: messenger RNA, 4224 nt
Organism: Protopterus annectens (West African lungfish)
Lineage: Eukaryota; Metazoa; Chordata; Ceratodontiformes; Protopteridae
Gene: ST3GAL2
Product: ST3 beta-galactoside alpha-2,3-sialyltransferase 2
Exons: 9
Coding region: 1795-2847 (350 amino acids)
Molecular function (GO): beta-galactoside (CMP) alpha-2,3-sialyltransferase activity
Source: RefSeq, a predicted model, not a curated record
UCUGUUGUAGAGAGAGAGAGAGAGAGAGAGAGAGAGAGUCAUUGUGUGGAUUGCUGUCGAGGCUGUUCUGUCCUUUAGCUGCCUGCAUCUUUCUGAACUGCAGUUGUUUCCUGCAUCGUAAUAGUAGCUGAUUGGGGGCGACUGCGAGGAAGAAACACCCCCCCUCUCAUGGACUGCUGGGGUUAGUGCUUGAUUAGAAAUUCCCCUCAUUUCUGGUGGCAUGGUAUUGCUGUAUUACUCUGUCUUCUGUCGUAAUCCUAAAGGGAAAUGUGGGCUUUGAAGCUGUAAAAAUAAGAUAUCGGCUUGUGAGCAGCUCUGAGUAGGAGAUUGCUGUUGGCUUAAAAUCAGCCGGCCAAGUGAUUUACCCCUGAAGUAUCUACUGUUGGACACAUCGGAGGUAAUGAGUACUGCAGCUGUUCAGCAGAAGCAGAUAAAGUGCAUUGCACUUUGAAGUGCACAGAGAUGCUACUGAUGUGUCAGCACUAGAUCCACUGGAUUUUUCAGUUCUCAAUGCAGACCCUUUACCUAUGUCAGAAAUGAAACGGGAGGAAGAGAUAUACCAGCAAACAGAAGAUCAACAACAGACCUGUUACAUGGAGCCAAAUGAAAACUUGAACUGAUCUGAUAAUAAGAAGAAAGACAGCUGAUAUUCAUUUAUUUAUACAAGGAAAUAAUUUCUGCUCUGCCGUGACAGUCACAAUUUUAAAGCAGGCGGGACUGAUAAAACCGAAUAAAAUUUUUGACUGUUUGUAUCACAUUACUUGGAAAAGCCAUCAGCUACAACUGACUCGGCUGGCACCCUUUACCUAAGAACCAUCAUUGCUCUGGGGGUCUUUUUGAUAAGUUAGAUGCAGCAUGACUUUUGGGCUAAAUGCACAGAAUUACUUGAACUACACAGAAGAUGGAAUGGGAGAGAACAGAAGACGAAAGCUACGUAACAAAUACUUGCGCUACAGCGGUCCAUACACACAAACACUCACAUUCACUUACUGAGGUUUGUCAUCGAUGGGCCUUUUAUUUCUUGCUCUCUCUCUCUCCCUCAGAUUUACCAGCACAACAUAUCAGCUGUCUCCUAGGCAACCAGCCCUUACAGAGUCAGACCCUCUUUGAGAAGAGCUGAAGGAAGCAAUGGAAAUAAAGAUGCUGUAAAAAAAUAAAAAUAAUAAAACACAGUACCAAAGAAAGUGAAAAUAUAUCCAGACUUAUUUUUCAGUCAAAAAGGAAAGUUUCCACUAGUUCAAAGGAAUCAAAAAGACAACACUCAAGAAAAGCAUUACAGUGGAAGUGUUACUGCAGUCCUGAUUCGGAUCCUGUGAGGAAUUACUCUGCGUUGAAUGAAAGAAAAGCUUCUGGUCUGCCUGAGAGAAGACAAAAGUAUCUACCUAAUGAGGAAAGUGGAGGAGGUUUAUACCUGUGAGGCAUCUUCAGAAGAAGGGCUAGUCUUGCUUUCUUUGCUGAACAGACGAGUCACAGUGAAUUCUAGGAGAGAGCAUCUGUUGUACAUUGUGAGCCACGAGGAAGGAGAUGCAGUGGAAAUGAGAAAGCAGUAUCUAGCUUCAGAAAGCCUGUGGCCAACAGUCUGUCCAGACUAAUGCACAGGGAAGGCAACUGACUGGCAGCAGAAUGUGUCUCAUUUCUGAAUUAAACUGUAGAAAGAUAGUGCACUGCUAGUGUGCUUCCACACUUCUAUUUGUGCAUUCCCCUAAGAUAAAACUUGAGAGUUAUUAAUUGCCAGGUUCUCAAGAAAGGCUGGAUUCCAACGUUGCAGUUGUAUCACCCUCCAUUGGGCUAGUCAUGAAGUGUUCUUUCCGUGUGUGGCUUCUCUCCAGUGCCCUCCUCCUCAUUUUUGUGACCUCCCUGCUCUUCACUUACUCACUCACCAGUGUUGCCAACCUUGCUUAUGUGGACCUUCCAGCAGUUGUAGAUACCCAUCGGGUCAAGUUGGUUCCCAGUUACACCAUUUUAAAGAAACUGGAACAGAAUAGGACUCCAGUGAAUACAUGUGCCUGCCCUAGAUGUGUGGGUGAUCGGGGGAUUUCUCCCUGGUUUGACAGCAAUUUUGAUCCAAACAUCUUGCCUGUGUGGACCAGGUCUAACAUGGAUCUGCCUCCUGAUGUUUACCAGUGGUGGGUGAUGCUACAACCUCAAUUUCCAUCCCAUAAUGUAAAGCAGUACCUCUCUGAGCUCUUCCAGAUCAUACCUGGUGACACUCCGUAUGGCUCAUGGGAUCCUUCCCGCUGUCGACGAUGUGCUGUGGUAGGGAACUCUGGGAACCUGCAUGGAUCAGGCUAUGGGAAGAACAUUGACAGCAACAAUUUCAUUAUGAGAAUAAACCAAGCACCAACUGUAAAUUAUGAGGCAGAUGUCGGCAAGCGGACCACCCAUCACUUCAUGUAUCCUGAGAGUGCUAGGAACCUACCAGCGAAUGUCAGCUUUGUGCUAGUACCAUUUAAGGCACUGGACCUGCGAUGGAUAACAAGUGCCCUUUCAACAGGCAACAUUGAGUUUACGUAUGCACCUGUGAGAAAGUUCCUCCGAGUGGACAAAGAUAAGGUACAAGUCUACAAUCCAGCCUUCUUCAAGUACAUCCAUGACAGAUGGACCCAGCAUCAUGGAAGAUACCCUUCCACAGGAAUGUUAGCACUAUUUUUUGCUCUUCAUAUAUGUGAUGAGGUCAGUGUCUAUGGGUUUGGAGCAGACAGGCGUGGCAACUGGCACCAUUACUGGGAGAACAAUCGUUAUGCUGGUGAAUUUCGCAAGACUGGUGUCCACGAUGCAGACUUUGAGGCCCAUGUAAUAAACUUGCUAGCCAAGGAGGGCAAAAUCAGUGUCUAUCGUGGGAAAUAAGUCUCACAGAUGGUGACAGUCUCAUUUUACCAAACAGACUGUGGGAUUAUCACUCAAUUGGAAUGCUUUGUGAACAAGCUGUAAACUGCAGUUAAAAUGAUGCAUUUCUUUCUUUGAUUUAUGUCCUAAACAAAAAAACUCAGGUCAGAGACAUAUCAAACAAUAAUCAGAUGGGAUCAUGAUACCAGCCUAAGCCUUUUGAUUAUGGAAUAGUGACUUUACCCAGGAAUUAACUCACAGGCGUAUUGAGAUACCAGUGGAAUCUACAGACUAAAAUGAAUGCUGAGCAUUUUUGGAACUUUCUUCAAUGAAAAUUAUGUGCAUGUGCAAAUCUGCAGUUGGCCGGUGUUGGUCAGUACUAGCAGGAGGGUUUUGCUCUUCUAGGAUUCAGUGCUGUUUUAUUAUUGUUGGUUUUUUUUUUUUUGCGGGAGCAAUUUCAUUUAUUGUCAUACUCCACUGAAAUAGUUUUGGCAUAUUUAUGAAAUUACUUUAAUACAUGCCUACCGCAAGUCUGAAAAAAGUGUUUAUGAAAGCGAGAUUGUGUAUUCUAAAGGUUGCCUUGAUUAUCAUUCCUCAUAUCAGUGUAAUAUUGUGGUACUCUGCCUGUUGUGUGCAGACACAACACUAACCAUGGGAGAAACUGCUUUUUCUUUAAUAAUGGUCAUUAUGGCUUCAAAUGAACGUUAAUGUGUAGAUUUUAGGAAACAAAUACUCCUUCCACAUGCAAAUGCACAGCUUGACAACACUGGUUGCAAUUUACCCCUGAUGGGAGGGUAAUAAUCUGAUAUUUAUUUGUAGUUUUUCAGUUUGAAUCCAAUGCAUAUAAGUUGCUUGGUGUGUUAUUAAAAGAACCAUUUUCUUUCCUCACAUGCCAAAGACUGCACAGGUAAGAAGCAGGUGAAAAAAGUAUAAAGGCAGAAUCAGUCAGAUGCAUUUUAGAUACCCUAAAGAAACUGGAGAGUACUGCAGUGUUCUGUACUAAGAAUGUGUUUUGCCAAUUAUGUAGAUUUGCUGGAGCAAUCAGUAAACUCUUCCAUCCUUAUUCUCCUAGGAAGGAAGUUGUAUUUAUUAUUGUUAACAAUGUUAUGAUUGUCACUUUAUUUAUCUUACUGCCCCCUGAUCUUAAUGGAAUGGAAUGAAAGGUAAUAGUAUGCAGUUAUCUGGAAAGGAGCAAGGGAUUGCACCACUAUGUGUUUGGCCAUUGCUAAGUCACAGGAAGUUGCUUUUUAUGUCCUUAACUCCUUCAACAGACAGGUAGAGUCCUUCCCUGUAGAGUGAGUUGGCUUUCACAGUGAUGACCCAAGAGUAGGGCUGAGAAAGUCAGAGGCAGUGUAUGAUUGCAACAGUAACAGUGUUUGAGAUAAUUGAUGUGAAUUG